Molecule: messenger RNA, 5065 nt
Organism: Sabethes cyaneus
Lineage: Eukaryota; Metazoa; Arthropoda; Insecta; Diptera; Culicidae
Gene: Sec24AB
Product: protein transport protein Sec24A
Exons: 15
Coding region: 268-3750 (1160 amino acids)
Biological process (GO): intracellular protein transport; endoplasmic reticulum to Golgi vesicle-mediated transport; COPII-coated vesicle cargo loading
Cellular component (GO): COPII vesicle coat; endoplasmic reticulum exit site
Molecular function (GO): SNARE binding; zinc ion binding
Source: RefSeq, a predicted model, not a curated record
GGUCGCGUUUUGGUCGUCAUCUUAAUCCGUUGUCGUUUUCGCGAGUAAUUUUUGUUCCAUCGCUCCUAGAAAAUAGGCUAAAAAGCGAAGAAAAUUCUGUUUAAAUUGUGACUGUUUCAGAGGAAAAUGUUUUGCAGUUGAUUAAAGAAAUCGAACUGUCGAAACUCAGCUCAACAGCUCGUACAAUCUUUACCUCGGAGUGUGAAUUUUCAGUUCUUGUAGUUUUUUUUUACUUUUGGUCAGAAAGAAAGCAAGGACGGACAUAUAAUGUCCAGUACAUCACAAUAUUAUGGAAUGAUGAACGGAUACCCCACGACGACCAAUGGACCGCAGCAACAGCAACAACAUUAUCCGCCUUCUUCGCAGCCCCAUCCGGCGUCACAUGUGGAACAACAAAAUCUCGUAAAGAAUGUUGCGAUGAAUGGUCCGUCGCAACCACCGCCUAUGGCGGGUGGAAUGCAACAACAUGGAUUACCAAUUUCUUCUGCAGUGGCUCCUGUGCAGAAUGGACCACCGUCCUAUCAAACGCCGCUAGCCCACAACCAAUUGCCGCCGCAAAGCAAUCGAAUGGCGAAUCUAAUCUCUAAUGGAAAUAGCGCUAAUUCGUCAAGGACGUCGUCCCCUGCGUUUGCCGGUAGAACCAUACCUGCGUCACAGUUGCCUCCGGUAGCUGGAACUCGACCGGAUACUACCCAGCCACCCUCUAGUCAAAAUCAACCGGUCAAUGCACCGGUACCUGGCAAUUACAAUUUCAACUCCAAUAGUAACUGGACUAGUGGGAUGAAUACUGCGUCGAUAAACACCCCACCCAGAACUGCAUCUGGCCUUUCAACUCCACUAAAUGCAUCUACACCCAAUCUAGGUCAGGUGCCAGUGAAUGGCCCAGCAAACAACUUAGUUGGUAGUAUGCAAAACUUAAAUAUCAAUCGGCCACCAUCGGCACAGCAACAGAUGGGUCAUUCAAACGGCACGGGUACCCCACAACCGCCGAUUUCUGUUAACAAAUACCCGAACCAACAAUUGCCGCCACUCGCUGGGCAGCAUUCAAAUCAACCGCAAAAAAAUUAUAACGGUAAUUAUGUACCCGCAACACAGAUGCCCCCUCAGCCACAACAUCCUAACGGGCCUCCCGUGGGACAACCAUACCAGGUAAUGCCUCCAAUGUCAUCAGCUGCUGCUACGCCAUCGGUAACGUCAGCACCUGCUAAAAGGCCCAUGUACCCAUCACAGACCAUACCCACUAUGCCUGCAACACAGACUCCAACCUACUACCAAAACCAACCGCAACAAUAUCAGCCACCCAAUGCUCACCCCGCUCAGCAUUACCAACAACAGCAACCGCAUCAGCACAGCCAUCUUCCACAUCAACACCAGCAUUAUCAUCAGCACCAGCAGCAACAACCCUACGGUGCCAACUUUCAACAACAGCAACAGCAGCAGCAACCAUACCAAGAUCCACAAUAUAAUAAUGUUGUGAAGUCCGGUUUCAAUCGUCUAUGGGGUAACAAUACGGUAGAUCUGCUGCAGAAUCGGCACAUUUUGCCAACGGAGAAAGUUCGACCACCCCCCAUUCACCUGAAUCAUCCUUUCCAGGAAGCAGUCAAUUGCCAUUCAGAUAUAUUUAGAUGCACGUUAACAAAAAUACCGGAGUCUAAUCAACUGCUGCAAAAGUCACGUCUACCACUGGGUGUGCUUAUUCAUCCAUUUCGGGACCUGAAUAACCUGCCCGUUAUUUCGUGCAACACAAUCGUGCGCUGUCGUGCCUGCCGAACGUACAUCAACCCGUUCGUUUUCUUUGUCGAUAGUAAAAAGUGGAAGUGUAACUUGUGUUAUCGAGUUAAUGAAUUGCCCGAAGAGUUUCAGUACGAUCCAGUAACGAAAACAUGCGGCGAUCCAACCAGACGACCUGAGAUUAAAUCCAGCACAAUAGAAUUCAUCGCUCCCUCGGAGUAUAUGCUUCGACCGCCACAACCUGCGAUCUAUCUAUUCCUGUUGGACGUAUCUUCUUUGGCGCAACAGACUGGUUAUUUGCACACUGUUUGUAGCGUCCUCACGGAGCAGCUUGAAAAUUUACCUGGUGAUGCGCGGACCCAAGUCGGCUUUAUAGCAUACAACAGUGCGAUUCACUUUUACAACAUCGCCGAGGGAUACAAUCAACCUCAUGAGGUUACAGUGCUGGAAGUUGACGAUGUAUUUCUGCCAUAUCCGGAUAACUUACUCGUCAAUCUGAAGGAAUGUAAGGAAUUGAUUAAGGAUCUGCUGACGCAGUUGCCUAAGCGAUUCGAACAAACUCACGACACUCACAGUGCACUUGGAGCUGCGCUGCAAGUAGCACAGAAGCUCAUGAGCGUAUCGGGAGGACGCGUAACAGUGUUUCAAUGUUGUCUACCCAAUUAUGGGCCCGGUGCCCUGCAGUCAAGGGAGGAUCCAAAUAAUCGUUCCUCUAAGGAUGUUGCUCAUCUAGGACCGGCAACAGAUUUCUACAAGCGUCUUGCGCUCGACUGUUCUGCACAGCAGAUUGCCGUCGAUUUGUUCUUGCUGAAUAGUCAGUACUGUGAUCUAGCAACAAUUUCUGGAGUUAGUAAGUUUAGUGGAGGCUGCAUGCAUCACAUACCGCUGUAUAGCGAAACUAAACCUCAGCUGGUGAAAACGUUGCAGAAGUGCUUUGAACGUUAUCUUACCCGAAAGAUUGGUUUUGAAGCGGUCAUGCGAGUACGCUGUACUCGCGGUUUAGCAAUCCACACAUUCCACGGUAACUUUUUCGUACGUUCGACGGAUCUUCUUUCAUUGCCUAACGUUAAUCCGGAUGCCGGUUUUGGAAUGCAGAUCACCUACGAGGAAAGCUUGGCCGAGUGUAAAACGAUAUGCUUCCAAGCGGCGUUGCUCUACACUAGCAGCAGGGCGGAGAGGAGAAUCAGGGUGCACACGCUUUGCGUACCGGUGACGGCCAGCCUGUCGGAGGUUAUGUAUUCCGCUGACGCGCAGUGUAUAGUUGGUUUACUGGCCAAAAUGGCGGUAGAUCGAUCGUUGAGUUCAAACCUGUCCGAUGCCAGAGAUGCCUUUAUCAAUGCAAGCGUGGAUAUUUUCAGUGCUUUUAAAACUGCACAAAAUCUGCCGCAGAAUUCAGGCACGAUUGUAGCGCCGGAGAAUCUCUCGUUGCUACCGUUGUACAUUUUGGCACUGAUGAAGCAUGCCGCUUUUCGUGUCGGCACAAGCACCCGGCUGGACGAUAGAGUAUUUGCUAUGAAUGAAAUGAAAACAAUGCCUCUGGAUCAGCUGAUACGAUACAUCUAUCCAGACUUUUAUGUGCUUGAUAGUCUGCUUGUUAGUGCAACACGGGAAAGCAGCGACGGUGAAGCACAGCUGGUGGAACCUCCCCGAUUACAGUUAUCAGCGGAAAAGCUCGAUUCACGGUCCAUGUUCCUGCUAGACUGUGGUCCUCAUAUUUUUAUCUAUGUUGGAUCUAACGCUUCGCCGGAUAUUCUCAAUGAUGUUUUAGGAAUUAACAACGUAUCAGAGAUUCCAGAUUUCUGCCUUGAACUGCCAAGCAGAGAAACACCUGCCAGUGAAGCAUUGUUUGCAUUUAUCGAUAGCAUCAACGAAGAAAAACCGUACUCUACAUACAUACAAGUCAUCAGAGAUACGAGUCAAUUCCGCUCGCUGUUAGUGGAAAAGUUUGUCGACGACAGGAACCAAAGCUCUGUGUCCUAUUACGAGUUCCUGCAGCACCUCAGGACACAAGUAAAAUAAACGAAUGCUAGCAUGGUGUACUAUUAGAAAGAAGUGAUUAACAAUUAACAAUCGAGAUUCUGUUAAAACUGGAGCAUAUAGAUGGUGAGCAAAUUUUAUCUAUCUAUUCGUUUACGAAAGAAAAUAGGACACGAAACCGUAGGAAAUCAUGUACCAUAGAUAAAAAAUUGUGAGAAAAUAAAUUCUAGAUAAUCAAUGGUUGAAAGUGUAAAAUAUAGUAAUCAAUGAUCAUAAUAUAUACGGUAGAGUUUCUGUAAUAGGCCAACCAGUAGUUCUUGAACAGCUGCGAAUUUUACAAUAGGCGAAAAAAACAAGAAUUAAUUAGUUAGACAGCUGUAAAAGCAAGAUCCCAGCAACAAUAAUGCAAAAUAAAACUCUUUUCAACAGACGGUGAUUAUAGUAGUUAUUUCUGAUACAUAUAAAACUAACAAAACGUAGGAAAACAAUACUGAAAAAAAAACAACAACUGUUCAACACAGAAACUUUAUUUGAUAGAUAAUGUUUCUAAUUGUAUGAAGAUGCAAACAACAUGCAAAUUGCAAAACGAAAUCUUUCAGAAAUUAGAUUGUAAUAUUUGCAACUUUUUACGUGUUAAGUAGUUCCAUCCGGUUCCUUGCUUCCACUUUAAAUUUGAUAGUAUCAGUACUGCAUUGAACAGCUAAACCAGUACUCUCGUUAAAGUAUGGUAUUCGGAAUUUGGAUAAUUGUGUAUAAGACAUUGUUGCUUAUUACUAAUGUUUUUUGUAAUUACGAUAUCCGAUCAUAAGCAAGAUUUAUUGGACCCGCUGUAUAGAACUAUUUGAUUAUAAUGUUUAUUCGAAAAAAUGUCUAUUUCAUCAUGUAAAUAUAAUUAAGCUUAGUAUGAAUGCGUUGCACCACGAAAAAAACCAUAUUAUUUAGUUCUUUUUUGUUCUGCAGCAUAUUUUGAAGACGGAUGUCGUAUAUUCCGUAAUCUGUUUUUAUGUUUUCCGAAUUCAACAGAACCUCCAGUGCGCUUUUAUAAUUCAACAUUUUGUUUACUGUAUGAUGCAUUUGCUAAAGAGAAUUUGUUAAAAAUGAAAUAUUCAAAAGUAACUUUUGCGGCAUUCGUCUUCACAGACUCGGCUUAGGUUCUAUAUUAGUUCUGUAUGAUCCAUCUACAACUUAUUAUUCAACAACGUGUACCAGCUCUAUACGAAACUGAUAGUUUAAUCGGAUAAUUUCUAAAAAAAAAAUACGUGGAUAAAAGAAAACGAGAAGUAUUUGAUGUAUGCGUGAGCAUGUCAUUAUGUAUAAAAUCUUAGGAAGACAUGUUUAUUGGGAGUAAUUAAAGAGU